Nelumbo nucifera (sacred lotus) is the source of this 1292-nucleotide messenger RNA. NCBI's taxonomy places the organism in Eukaryota, Viridiplantae, Streptophyta, Magnoliopsida, Proteales, Nelumbonaceae. The record is from RefSeq and is a predicted model, not a curated record.
UAUUAUCUUUGGUUCCUUCCCCAUCCACUCCAUCAAAACGAUCAAACCACCUCCCACUAAGCAUUAAAUAUCCUCUUAACUCCAUCUCAAUGUUAUUGGUCACCUACUGACGCUUGUCAGGAAUUUCUUAGUCUUAAAAUAACAAAAGAACAACCACUCCACCUGUAACAAGUGCAAAUACCCGGUUUCCAUUAAAUUCUGCAAUCCUGCCAAACUUCAGACCCGAGGGAACAUUUAUUGGGUUAAGAGUCUUAAAACUCAGGAUUGUUAUUCAUAUGGGUUUCUAAGAAGAUAGAACUGAUAGUCUAUUUGAUGGGGUUCUGUCUGUUGUGAUCAACUGAAUGUGUAAUCGGAUUACGGUUAAGGUUUCUGAGCUUGGAUGAGAAGAAUAGUCCUGGAUGUCAAGGGAAAUUGAAUAGGAACACGACUGUGAAUGGUUUCUGGGGAUUUAGAUUUGUUGGGAUACUUGGGAUGAUAAAUUGGAGUUUCGGUGUGCAAAGGGAAUUUAAUGAGUAACAAGGUUGUAGGAAUUGCAACAGAGAUUGUGGUGAUGGCAGUCGUCCUUUCUGUGAUAUUGCUAUUUCUGGGUAUCUGUGUUGUGGUUUUCAUUCAUGUCUGUAUAGUUGGGAGGGCUUUGAGGAGAGGGUUCACUAGACAAAACUUGGUUGAGAGGGCCAACGGUGGAGCUAACAGCAUGUCGCAUGAUGAUCUGCAGAGGCUUCCUUGCUUUGAUUUCAGAGCAGGAGAAAAGGGGAGUAGUCCCAUAGACUGUGUUGUUUGCUUGGAGAAUUUCAAGGUAGGUGACAAGUGCAGACUACUUCCUUGCAAGCACAGCUUCCAUGCUAACUGUGUGGAUUCAUGGUUAUUGAAGACACCCGUCUGUCCAAUCUGUCGAACCAGUGCUUACCCCCAGAAGGCUGGUAUGGUUGUGGGCGAGGAAAGUAGUCACUCAGUUGAGGUUCCAAGUGAAUUCAUGGAGACACGGCCAGUUGAGGUUGGAUCUCGAUUGAGCUCCAAUCCACCCACUUUGCAAGCUUCAGCUUCGGAAUUUUCUGUUUAAAUAUCAACAGAUUUACAUAUUAAGUGAUCUUCAUAUUAAAUUGGUUAUAUGGACACACAUACAGGUAAAGAUUAAGUUUUUGAUUCAUUCCUCUUUCUGGGUGAGUUUGAACCCUUGGGAUUGCUUGUACUCAGUGUUGAAUUUCAAGAUUCUUGUUGCAUAAACAAAUCACUGUUACAGUUUUGUUAAGAUUGCAACUUAUUUCGAUUCAAUCCACCUUGAAUUCGUUGCA